AUGAAUGCCCCCAGUGGCCCGACCCGCGAGGCUUACAAGCACUCGAUGGAGGAAUGGCGCCAGCAAGCUCUAGCUCAGCGCGACCAGUACCAACCGAGGGUGCAAGACCAGAUCAACCGACUGUUCCAUGAAUACUCCCCUCCCUUCUACGUCUCGCUCAUCGGGUACAAGCGCGAUUGGAACCUCCUCGUCGCGACCUCUAGAGUUUCCGGAUUUGCGUCGACUCUCGGGCGAGAGCUCGAGGACCAAGAGGUUAAAGCAAUCGCCGAGUACACCCUCAACAACAUCCACAACAAUGCCGCCGCCAAGUACAUCACCGUCGGACUCGCCGCAUACAUGACCUACCGAGGCCGCCACACCUGGCAAUUCCCAUUUUACAAGCCCAAGCUAGGCGGUCGAUUCAACCCCAACGAGGCGACGAGCAUCUUUACCAACAAAAAGAUCCGCGGUCGAUACCCACGAUUCACAUGGCACACACUGCGAUUUACAGCAUAUGCCGCCGUCACGAUGCUCAUGGUUGAGCCCGUCUUCCGCACUGUCAACUUUAUCCGAGUCGAGAGCGCCAUGGCGCAGGAUUCAAGGCUAGAGCAGUUCACCAAGGAUGCAAGCAAGCGAGUCGAGCAGGUCAUGGCCAAUCCUACUUCGGCAAGGGUGCCUUUCAAGAACAAUACACCAAAGGAAGAGGGUUCGUGGGGCAACGAAGAUACCGAUCGCUCAGACCAGCCUCGCUACAACAUUCCCUGGAACAGAACACAAGUCCCUACACAGCAGACACAGGAGAGCCAGUCUGAUGAUCAUGAUUGGGAUGUCCUCGAUGAUGAUGAUGCCUCGCCCGUUGCCUCCUCCGCUCGAAAUCAGCCCGUCAGCUCCGUCUCUGGGUCAGCAUGGGAUCGCAUUCGACAGCAGUCUCAGCAGCCUCAGACUCAACAGGAACCUCGUGGCUGGGCACCAAAAUCAGAGCCGCAGAGUUGGGGAAGCUCUACAAAUUCUAGUGACAGCUACUCGUUCAGCAGUUCGGACGAGGAAAAGUCCCUGGCUAAAGAACAAGCCCAACAAGAGUUUGACAAGCUUGUCGAGAGGGAGAGAAGAGGCGUCGAUGAAGAUAAGUGGGGACGUAGGUAA
This is a messenger RNA of Fusarium keratoplasticum, 1122 nucleotides long. RefSeq lists its product as uncharacterized. The coding region runs from base 1 to 1122 and encodes 373 amino acids. The record is from RefSeq and is a predicted model, not a curated record. Lineage: Eukaryota; Fungi; Ascomycota; Sordariomycetes; Hypocreales; Nectriaceae. The transcript has a single exon.